This is a messenger RNA of Galendromus occidentalis (western predatory mite), 1325 nucleotides long. Its product is annotated as abscission/NoCut checkpoint regulator. Lineage: Eukaryota; Metazoa; Arthropoda; Arachnida; Mesostigmata; Phytoseiidae. The coding region runs from base 388 to 1266 and encodes 292 amino acids. The transcript has a single exon. The record is from RefSeq and is a predicted model, not a curated record.
GGUGGCUGCCUGCUGUCGAGAUCUGUCCGCUGCUGUUGGAUAGAUGGCUAGCGAAACUCAACGACGCUAUUUUCUGAUGUCGCAUCGGUGCGCAAAUGUGCGAAAUGCUCCUCAUUCUUAGUGGAAAACCUCUCCGUCGUCUCGUGAUUCCCGUACCGGGUUGAAUCGGGACCAAACAAAGCUCCGUUCAGCCGAUAUGAGUGAGGCGUGUGUUCGUUUGUUGUGACAAGCCUACCGCGACGUUAGCGCAAGCCGCAAAGUCAGAGUCGGCACUCAGCGAUGAAUCAUGUGUACUUGGGAAGUAGGCUCCCAUUAGAACAGUCCUGAGUGCUCCGAGAUCUGAACUGAAGAGAAAGUUUCUGAAAAAAAACGGAAAAUCCCUUCAUAAUGUCCUGUGUCGCCUGCGGUCAGAAGUUUGGUGCGCUGAACCGGGCCAGAGCCUGUUCAUGGUGCAACAGGGAACUUUGUUCGUCAUGUGUCAAGUACAAGAUGUCUUCGAAGCCUUCUUGUGGGAAAUGUUACACGAAUAGUCAACAACCGAAAAGUGAAGUAAACAGCGUGGGGAUCGAUAUCAGACCGAAAGCGCUGCGGGAUCUGCAGGCCGCGCGAUUGAAACGCAGCGCUGCCGAGUCCGCUGCUAAUCCCACAGCUCCAGCAAGAGUUCAUGUGGGUGGAGAAGAUCAGGCCCAUUCGGCGGGGAGCUCGAUUAACGACGAGGACAUCGCUAGAAGAUUAGCUUUGCUCCGGGGCCAGCCGACAUCGGUCGAGCCGCCGAGAUCCUCAUUGACAUUAAGCAACCCUCCGAAAUCCAUGCAAGAACAGGAGGAUGAUCUCCUCAGAGCUACGAUGUCGACGCUCGACCUGCAGAGGAAAACUUCGGCUGAAAGCUAUAUCGAGAAACGUCUGGAAGAUCUGCGGAGGGACUGUCCUGUAGACUUGGGCCCUAGGCCGAGAGAACUCGUCACUGGCGUGGCACGCGAUCUCUCGACGAGCGAGCUCAUGGAGAAAAUCCUGAGAGAGGCCCAGCUAGAAGUGAAGACUGGCGAAGUUGCCUCCGGGUCUUGCGAAAUUGCCUCGGGAAUUCCCGACGUUCCGGACAUUUCGGAUCUCGACGAACUUCCGUGGUGUGUGAUAUGCAACUCCGAUGCUACAAUCCGUUGCGUUUCCUGUGAUAAUGACCUGUAUUGCCGACGAUGCUUCAAGGAAUGCCAUGACAAGGACGACGAACACAUUACAAAGGCUUUCACAAAAACUUCUAGUGAUUGAUUGAUUGAUUUUUAUUUAUCGUAGAGCGCCUUCGUGAUAAUAAAGAUUAAGCCAUUUUA